CUCUCUCUCUCUCUCUCUCUAGAUAUAUAUUUGUUUAUGUUAUCUACAUGUGCACUUGUUGUGUGUGUAUAUGUAUCUGUGGAAGUGCCUUUCUCAAGUCUCUUAGGAUCUCCAAACUCUUUUCUUGAUUGAAUGAGAUUGAGAUUUUGAAUUUGAAUAUACGUUUAUGCAUUUGAACUUGGCUCUGAAGCGCUCAUUCACAUGAGAUUUGAGCUGUGGAAGGUUUGUCAAGUUCGUGUAUGUAUGUAUGUACGUACAAAGCAGCUUCCGAUUCCGAUCAGAAAUUUUUGUUCAAUAAAAGUUUUGAAUUCAUUGUAUUGGAAGUUGACUUGAAGAAGUGAGUUUUUUCAACGUUUGAAUGUGUUGUUGUUGAGAGAAAUGCACUGUUCAAUGUUUGAUUUCUUCGACUCGAUGAUCUGCAGAAAUUUGCAGAGACUGUACGGUCAAUUAGGAUUUGAUUUGUUGUUCUUUACGUGAGGAGUUGAAGUUGUCGAAAUUUGUUAGAGAGAGAAAGCAAAGGGAAGGAGAGAGAGAGAGAGAAGCGAAGCGUGUGGGUGAGAUUGUUGUUCACGUGCAGCUUGUGAAAAUGCCGCACAGAACGACUUACUUCUUUCCAAGGCAAUUUCCGGACCGUGGAUUCGAUGCAUCGUCAAAAGCAUUUAUAGAUCACGAGAAGACAAUCUCCAAAGAGAGCUUUAUUAAUGGGGAAAGCGACAGAAAAUCGUCAAAGAUCUCAAAGGAGGUCAUAGUCGGAGGCAGGAAGCAGAGCUCAACUGUAUCGGAUUAUCUCACGGGCGACACGAUUCACGGAAAACAAUUGGCUGCUUUUGUCAAUUGGUUGAGUGAGAAAAAGGGAGAGAGGUUCGGUCACGUGAAGUUAAAAUUGGACGGCGGCGAUGACGAUGAGGAUCACGAACAACACCCGCUCUUGCUUCAACCUCCGCCGCCGCCGCCGGAACCGGUUGUUGCCGGUAAUGACCGGAGUUUUCCGGAGGUGGAUGGUGGUGCAGCCGGUAGAGGACGGGGAUUUGACCGGCAGGUGUCGUUGCAGAGGUUGUCGAGUGGGAGUAGUUAUGGUGGUGGUGCGGCGGCUGAGGUGGUGGUUGGUGGUGGCGGUAGAGAACGGGGGUUUGAGAGGAAGACGACGUCGUUGCAGAGGUUGUCGAGUGGGAGUAGCUAUGCUGGGAGUCUGUUUUCGGGGACGACAUUGGAUGGGAAUUUGUCGAGCGGUGGUGUGAAGUAUUCUCAGUUCUCGACAACAAGGGAGGAAGAGGAGGAGGAAGAGAGUAGAGAGAGUUUGGCUAGUAAGUCUCGAGAAAGCUAUUAUUUACAGCUCACAUUAGCUAAACGCCUCUCCGAGCAAGCGUCGCUUGCCAGUGACCCCCUCCUCUUUCAACUGUGUGGGGCGGAUAGUCUCAUUGUAUCUCCUGAUGCAGAAACUGUUUCGUAUAGACUCUGGGUUAAUGGUUGCUUGUCAUAUACUGAUAAGAUCUCAGAUGGAUUCUACAACAUUUUGGGAAUGAAUCCGUAUCUGUGGGUGAUGUGCAAUGACUUGGAGGAAGGUAAACGGAUACCAUCUCUGAUGGCACUUAAAGCUGUUGAACCCAGUGAUGCAUCAAUGGAGGUUGUUAUUGUUGAUAGAUAUGGCGACACUCGUCUUAAGGAGCUAGAAGAUAAAGCACAGGAACUGUAUUUUGCAACAGAAAAUACCUUGGUGUUGGUGGAAAAGCUAGGCAAACUUGUUGCUAUAUAUAUGGGGGGCACUUUUCCAGUGGAGCAAGGUGAUCUGCACGUGCGCUGGAAAUUGGUUAGCCAGAGAUUGAGGGAUUUUCAGAAAUGCAUUGUGCUUCCCAUUGGCAGCCUCUCUACAGGACUGUGUAGGCAUCGCGCUAUUCUUUUCAAGAAAUUGGCAGACUACAUAGGUCUGCCUUGCCGAAUAGCUCGAGGUUGCAAGUACUGUGUUGCAGACCAUCGGUCUUCUUGUCUCAUUCAAAUUGAGGAUGACGGGAAACUUCCUAGGGAAUAUGUAGUUGAUCUAGUUGGGGAACCAGGAAAUGUCCAUGGUCCAGAUUCCUCAAUCAAUGGAGCUGGACUUUCCUCAGUGCCUUCACCAUUUCAGAUUUCACAUCUAAAAGAGUUUCAACAACCUUACAUAGAUAACGCAUCACAUUGUCAGAUCUCAAACUCAAAGCACACAUGUGCCCCUUCUGAAAAUCCUCUACAUUCAGGCAUUGGGCAAGUUCAUCCAAAGGAGGAUAUUGGCUUGCAUAAAAAUCUGAGAGAGACCAUGUAUAGUCCAAGUGAUCAAGGUUGUGGAGGAAGUGAAUCACCUGAACGUCUGGAUGUUGGUGCUGCUGGAAUAUCAAGAGAGGAAUAUUCUAGGCCUGGUGGAGAGAACGUAGUCAGACAACACGCUUGGAGAAAAGAAAUUUUUGUAUCUGGAAGUCCAAGUAUAAAUACUCCUCUCAAACAACCUAAAGUAAACUUACCUUGUCCAUCGGAUCUCAUGGAGGUCAAGAGUGAACUUGAAAAUCAAGGCAUAUUUCCCAAAAUUACUGUCCCAAGAUAUUUAAACCUUGAGCCUUCUCUUGCAAUGGAUUGGCUUGAGAUCUCGUGGGAUGACUUACACAUCAAAGAGCGCAUCGGUGCUGGUUCUUUUGGGACAGUGCAUCGUGCUGAAUGGCAUGGAUCGGAUGUUGCAGUCAAGGUUCUAACAGUCCAAGAUUUUUGUGAUGAUCAGUUGAAGGAAUUCCUGAGGGAGGUUGCGAUAAUGAAGCGCGUUCGUCAUCCUAAUGUUGUGCUCUUCAUGGGUGCGGUUACACAACGGCCACAUUUGUCAAUCGUGACAGAAUAUCUACCAAGGGGUAGUCUAUACCGCCUCAUCCAUAGGGCAGAUGCUGGUGAAGUUUUGGACCAAAGGAGGCGCUUACGCAUGGCUCUGGAUGUGGCCAAGGGUAUUAACUAUCUUCAUUGUCUUAGCCCUCCGGUAGUUCACUGGGAUCUUAAAUCUCCAAAUCUGUUGGUUGAUAAAAAUUGGACGGUGAAGGUAUGUGAUUUUGGGUUGUCCAGAUUCAAAGCAAACACUUUCAUAUCUUCAAAAUCUGUUGCUGGAACACCUGAGUGGAUGGCCCCUGAAUUCCUUCGAGGAGAGCCCACAAAUGAGAAGUCCGAUGUCUACAGUUUCGGAGUAAUUUUGUGGGAGCUCGUGACCAUGCAACAACCUUGGAGCGGACUUGGCCCUGCCCAGGUUGUCGGGGCUGUUGCUUUCCAGAACAGAAGGCUUGCGAUCCCGAAGAACACCUCCCCAAUAUUAGCUUCUCUCAUGGAAUCUUGCUGGGCAGAUGACCCUGCCGAGCGCCCCUCGUUUGGGAGUAUUGUUGAAACGCUGAAGAAGUUACUAAAAUCUCCACUGCAGUUGAUACAGAUGGGAGGGCCAUAAAAGAGUCUUUUCCAGAUGGGGUUUAAUCCAGGUGAAGCAUUUGAAACCCCUAAAGCCGAGUUUUUGGAGUUUGACCAUAAUACUACACUACUAGCAGAGAAAUUCUGGGUAUAUCUAAUUUCUUACACUGACCUGAACCUUGUGCUGUUUCAGAGCAACAAACUCAUAUAUUAUGCUUUAUCUAACCCAUUUGAAAAAGGCUUACUCUCAUCUGGCCAAAAGUUUUUAAGUGUAAAUGCAGAAAAAUUGGAUCUCUCUAUUAGGGUUUCAUCUGGAUAUGCCCAUUCUCCCAUAUAUGUUUUGUUGCAGCUUUUUCUUAAAUUUAUGAAUUUAAAUAUGAUGUAAAAGAAUGUUUAUUCAAAAGUUGGGAAAGUAGUCUUUUAGCUUUUGAUUAUAGAUUAUCUACUAUGAAUUUAAAUAAGAUGUAAAAGAAUGAUUAUUCGAAAGUUAUCUUAUUCGAUGGGAAAGUAGUCUUUUUAGCUUUU
Camellia sinensis is the source of this 3924-nucleotide messenger RNA. Its product is annotated as Protein kinase superfamily protein. Gene Ontology annotation, biological process: protein phosphorylation. The record is from RefSeq and is a predicted model, not a curated record. Lineage: Eukaryota; Viridiplantae; Streptophyta; Magnoliopsida; Ericales; Theaceae. Gene Ontology annotation, molecular function: protein serine/threonine kinase activity; ATP binding.